This is a messenger RNA of Lactuca virosa, 792 nucleotides long. The record is from the annotation of a GenBank genome assembly. NCBI's taxonomy places the organism in Eukaryota, Viridiplantae, Streptophyta, Magnoliopsida, Asterales, Asteraceae.
AUGUCUUCACCGGUUGUUGUUCUUGUUCAUCGCCACAAGAGUACCAUCUUCUUCUUCUUCUUCUUCCUCUCCUACCUCUUCUUCUCCGUUCAUGGCUUAACUGGAGGUUCAUCUCUUUCUGUAGAAAACACCAACGACAUUUUAGUUUCGCCAAAUGGGGUUUUCACAGCCGGUUUUCAUCAAGUCGGAUAUAAUGCUUAUUGCUUCUCUGUGUGGUUCACGGUUCAACCCACGUCAGGGGGUCCCACUGUGGUAUGGAUGGCUAACCGAGAUGCACCUGUAAAUGGAAAAUACUCGAAGCUUUCAUUAUUCAAAGAUGGCAAUCUUGUCUUAAUAGACGCCGGUCAAUCGAUUAUUUGGUCAACCCACACAAAAUCAACAUCUUCUUCGUUUCUAUUGCAACUUAAUGACACAGGUAACCUUGUUCUUUAUGAAGGAGAACAACUUCGUUGGCAAAGCUUUGAUCAUCCAACAGACACCCUUCUUCCAGAUCAACCCUUAACUAAGAACAAACUACUUAUAUCUUCAAGAAGCGCUACUAAUUACUCCUCUGGUUUCUAUAAGCUCUUUUUCGACCUUGAUAGCAUUCUUCGCAUUCGUUACGAAGGUCCAGAAUCAACUAGCAUCUACUGGCCUGAUCCCGAAUCUCUAGGUAGGGAAGGUGGAAGAAACCAGUACAUAAACAAUCAAAAAGCGAGCCUUGAUUCCGAGGGUCGAUUCAACUCAUCAGAUGGUUUUGUAUUUGUAUCGGCUGAUUUUUGGGAUUGGACCCCAACGAAUGAUGAGGAUUGA